Messenger RNA from Paraphaeosphaeria sporulosa, 638 nucleotides. RefSeq lists its product as uncharacterized. The record is from RefSeq and is a predicted model, not a curated record. The annotation marks the transcript as partial. Lineage: Eukaryota; Fungi; Ascomycota; Dothideomycetes; Pleosporales; Didymosphaeriaceae. The transcript has a single exon.
GCACACUCUUCACCUUCCAGACAUCCAAGGUCGCCUAGUCUACCCAAACGACUGGCUAGCGCCGGGCGAGUCAACAUUGUAGUAAGCCGCCGGAGUCUGAUCAUAGUAAGCGACGCAGAGCCAGUUCGACGAGUCCGGUCGGAAGCGGAGGUCGGUUGUGAAGUAACCUCCACCCAGAGGAGAGGACCGAAUGGCUGCCCAGGAAACGCAGUCGCCUGCGGCCUCGCAAGCAUCCAAGGAGCCAUCCAGCACUUGAGAGAUCGCAGGCGCGCAGGCGUUGUUCGCAGGAGAGUUGUCAUCGAGAGUCUUGAAGCCGGCGUACUCGAGCUUGUAGAGAUACUGCCAGUCGGCUGUGGGUCCCUUGCCGAAGGUUGCGCAGGUGGACGAAGCCAUGAUAGAGGUAGAGUAAGUGGUGUAGCCUGGCGUUUAGCAGAAGCGGCGGUCUCAGCAGCUUCGGCGACGGAAAGCGGGAAGUGCCCGAUAGGAGCACGAGCAGCGAGAUUAGCAUCCCCAAUUGGCAUCGCCUCAGGUUAAGCCUCCUCUUUACGACCAGAGCCACCAUUACCAGCCCAAGGGAGGACAAUUGACGUCGUGGAAGUUGUCAUAGUCGGCUUCUCAGUGGCAGUAACCCAUUCAGU